AUGCGUAGCGUCCAGGCUGUCCUCGUGUCCCUUGUGGGCUUCGCCGCCGCAGGCAACAUCUACUACCCGUCCGCCAGUGAGAACCGGCCGGCGUACCCUGACCCUUCCCCCUCGUACGUGCCUAUUGACCCUUCGCACAAGGAGUGGGAGCACAAGGACUACGAUGGUGAGAAGAAGGACGGCGAGGAGUAUGACCCCAGCUCUAACAAGGAGUGGGAGAACAAGGACGACAACAAGGAGGAGGAUGAGCACAAGGAGUACGACCCUAGCUCCAACAAGGAGUGGGAGCACAAGGACGACAAGGAGAACAAGGAGUAUGACCCCAACCCGAAGGACGGCGAGGAGCACAAGGAGUAUGACCCCAACCAGAAGGACGGUGAGGAGCACAAGGAGUGGGAGCACAAGGACGACAACAAGGAUGGUGAGAAGAAGGAGUGGGAGCACAAGGACGACAAGGACAACAAGUAUGAUGGACACUGGGACGGCCACGAGCAGUGGCAGAACCAGUGGAACAAGACCAAGUCCGCCUACACCACUACAAAGAUUGUCUCUCAGUACACCACUUACUGCCCUGAGCCUACUGAAGUGACCGUCAACAAGAAGACUUAUACCGUCACAAAGGCCACUACUCUGACCAUUACCGACUGCCCCUGCACCGUCAUCGAGCCUUGCCCUACCGAGACCGUCAAGCCCCCUACCAAGUGGGACGGCAACAAGGAGUGGGACAACAAGGACUGGAACAAGCAGCCCGAAGACCCCAAGAAGCCCGAGUGGGACGGCAAGAAGCCCGAGGACCCCAAGAAGACCGAGGCUGCUCCCUCCGCCUCCUCAAAGCCCGAGGACCCCAAGAACGGCUGGGACGGCAAGCCCCACGACGGCGGCGACAAGCCUCACCCUCCCCCCGUUACCGUCUCCAGCGCCUCCACGAGCUUCGUGCACGUUGGCGCUGCCGUCUUUGGCGCUCUCCUCGUCGGCGUCAUGACCCUGUAA
This is a messenger RNA of Trichoderma breve, 990 nucleotides long. RefSeq lists its product as uncharacterized. Gene Ontology annotation, cellular component: fungal-type cell wall. Bases 1 to 990 code for a protein of 329 amino acids. Gene Ontology annotation, biological process: fungal-type cell wall organization. The record is from RefSeq and is a predicted model, not a curated record. The transcript is spliced from 2 exons. NCBI's taxonomy places the organism in Eukaryota, Fungi, Ascomycota, Sordariomycetes, Hypocreales, Hypocreaceae. Gene Ontology annotation, molecular function: structural constituent of cell wall.